GGCGGAGGGACGGGGCAAGAUGGCGGCGCCCGUCCUGCUGCGGGUGUCGGUGCCGCGCUGGGAGCGGGUGGCGCGGUCCGCCGUGUGCGCCGCCGGCAUCCUGCUCUCCCUGUACGCCUGCCACCUGGAGCGCGAAAAGGGCCGCGACAGCCACUACCAGGCCCUGUGCGACCUCAGCGAGCGGGUGCGCUGCUCCGCCGCCAUCACCUCCAGAUGGGGUCGAGGAUUCGGUCUCUUGGGUUCCAUCUUUGGAAAGGACAGUGCAAUAAAUCAGUCAAACAGUGUUUUUGGCCUCGUGUUUUAUAUACUACAAAUGCUACUUGGUAUGACAGCAAGUGCAGUAGCAGCUCUAAUCCUCAUGACAUCCUCCAUAGUGUCUGUAGUAGGGUCACUGUACUUGGCAUACAUUCUGUACUUCGUGCUGAAGGAAUUUUGCAUUGUCUGCGUGCUCACAUAUUUGCUGAACUUCAUUCUCUUUAUCAUCAACUACAAACGACUAGUUUAUUUGAACGAGGCCUGGAAGAGGCAACUCCAACCCAAACAGGAAUAACCCCUGUUGGAACUUUUGACUGACAGUCUGAAGACCCAACUUCCAUUAAGUUUAUUUUGCAGUAAUUUUUUUAUUCUCCAUAUCAGACACUUCCAUCUCCCCCCCACCCCCCCCUGAGAAUCAUAACGGAAAUUUUGAAUUAUAAAUUUCAAGGGGCCCCCAGAUAAUUUCUCUGUGCUAAUCUUCAGUUUAAAUGUGGUUAUGAAAGAAAGCUCUAUAACAAUCAAAGACAAGCUUUAACUUUACUUUGAAGGAGUUUUAGCCACAGCAAAACCUAGACUCUCUCUCUCUCUCUCUUCCCCUUCCACUUGUGAAGUGGGUAACACUUGCUAUAAAAUAUCCUGUAUAUAAAUUCAGGUAUAACAAGAUGUGAUCAUGAAAUGAAAUACUCUAGACUAGCAUCACCAUAUUUAAUGUUGCCAUGUUUACAGUAUGUGUAUUUUUUUUUUUUCUUUUUUUCUUUUUUUUCUUUUUUCUUUUUUUUUAGCUGAUGGACUUAGAUUUGACUAGGACUUAUGCUGUAAAUAAAAUUAGAACUCUUGGUUUCAUCCCUGGAGAACUCACUGUCCCAUGGGUUUGGUUAGGAGCUGUCAGAGGGUUCAGCUCGGAGUCGACUGACACGAGGGAAGAAGUGACCUCUAAAGAACAUGGAGUUGCUGCUCUCACUGUUGUGCUUUCACAAGAAUGAUGCUUGGGGUUGGUUCCAUUUUUUCUUGGUUUUUUUUUCCUUUUUUUUUUUUUUUUUUGUCUCCAGUAACAAAAAUGGAAUUAAAGCUGAAACCUGAAGUAUGUUGAUUAAACGACAACCUCAUUAAUUUCUGUACAGAACGAAAAUAGCUUCAUGUGGUCAAUGAAAAGCUGAUUUGCAGGUUGGGGGUUGGUGUAUUAAGUGUUCUUUGAAAGGACUCCAUUUCCAUGCAGAGCUGUUUCAUUUUAAGCUGUGGUCAGCCAGCCAGUGUUACUAAUGUUUGAUGUUCUAUGAAUGCUGCAGUAAUUGCAAUUUGCAGUGGAAACCACUGAGUGAGCAGGAUAACCAAGCAGUGCACUGAAAAAGCAGUUCCUUAAUUGAUCUUGGUCAGGAUCUUUGGUUUGUGCUAUAUUGGGAAAUGAACUUUAGGCCUGACACACACACAUAAGAUCUCUUGGAAGGGCAACCUGUUUAAUGGGAUAAGUAAGUCAAUGUGCUCCUGAAAAUGAAAUGUGAUAUAGUGCUAUCAUUGCUCUUUCUAAGAACUAAUUGGGGGGGGAAAAAAAUUAAAUUGCAGAUUUAAACAAAAGGAACAAAAUUGUACAUGUUGUUUCUGCACUCAGUAUUCUAAGGCUGAAUGUUAAAAGUGCCUUCUGUCUUCAAAUCUUAAACCAAAUACUUUGUGUUGAACUUGGCAGGCAGAAGUGUCCUUGCUUUAAAAAUGAACAAACAAAAUUCCCAGCAAACUUGCUGGGGAUAGAAGAGUAUUAAGAGAUCUGGUUUUAGUUUUUAGACUGAGGAGUGGUAGCAGUAUUGUUUUCAGUUUAAUUUAAAAGGUCGAUGUGAUUUGGAAAAUGAAAUACUUGUGUUUCAGACUGUGUGACACUGAGAUGUGUGGGUUCAGCUACUUUCUGUAAUUGGUGCUGUGCUGCUUCUUGCCCUUGUCAGUUCGAAAUAUGAAGAAUUCCAACUGCAUACCCAUUUAUUUAAAGAACUAAUUUAACUACUUUUAGCAUUUUCUUUCUCAAACAUGAAUGUCAGAGAGACACUUCCAUUGUAAGUGGAUUUUAAACACUAAGGAGAAACUCGACUGUGAAACGAGCAGUGUUUCCGUUGAGCAAAGCGAGUUUUGAGAUUGAAUUCACAAAAACAAUAUUUCAAUUACUACUGAAGCAAUUCUCUGGUUUGUACCAAGGAUGUAGGUGGAAACUGCUUUUCUGUAUAGAGUUCUGUGGUAUGAGUAACAUCUGUUGCAUGUAACACUAAAUGAUUUGUCCCUCGUCUGACAGUUUUAGCCAACAAUUCAUUAAAUGAGUUUUGUAUUGACGAGAGUAUAGUUAAAGCUUGUCUUGCUGUUUAGUUCUGUCUCUCAAAUGCCUUCUGCUUUGAUAUCAAGGGGAAUGAAUGAUGUUGAAUUGGUCCCUCAAGGCUUGGCUUUGUUCUCUCCCAAGCCUUGAGGCAGUAUCAGUGUUUAAUGUGUUGUAUAGAUUUUAUUUUGAUGCAUUCCUGUGAUCUACACUAAAGGCAUCUUUUUUUUCAUCUGAGGAAGAGGUGAACAUGUGCUGCCUGAAAGUUGCUCCUAUCUCAGAGCAAGCAGCCAUGGAGACAAGUCUAAUCCGUGAGUACUUGGUCCAAUUUUUGGGAAAAAAAGAGGAAAAAAAGCCCCAUCAGCUGAAAGUAUUGGUGUUGACUUAACUUCACUGUGUCUUGUGCUUGUUUGUGUGGGCAUAGUCUGUUCAUUCAGUUUUAGUAAAAAUGUUUAGGGCCAGAUUUUCAGCAGUGGUGUCUGCAGUCCUUGUUUGUGUGCACGUAGGGAUCAAAUGGAGCUGGAGCUCGGGCUCUGGGAGAAUUUGCAGCUACACUUGUGCACGAACUUGCAAAUCGGAUCCUUAAUUGCAAACUCUCUUGUCUCGUGUGCUUUCCUUGCAGUUACUUUUUACUGGAAGUGAUUUGCUAGAAAUGGCCCUGAUUUCUUCUAUUUCUCUCUUGUGCUUCAGAAAUGCAGUUGGCCUGAAUAAAGGGCAGAAUAAUCUUAGCAGGAGAAAUUUGGACCUUUCUGCUUCCAGUUCUUUGGACUCUUUCCUUGUUGCUCCCAGUGAUAGAAACAGCAUCUUUCUUCCAGUAAAAUGGGUUGUGAUGUAAAUCAGGAGUGCAGCUGUGCCCCCCUGCCUACCCCAGCCAAAACGUGGUGGCAAAUGUGUGCUUGAUCCUGGUUUCACCCUUACAAAUCCAAAGGCAAAUCCUAAAAAUUCUCAAGGAUGCAGGAGUUUGGGUAAAGGCAGGUAAAUGGUACUUGGGCUGGCAGUGGACAGGGGGGUGUUACAGAGAUCCUCCUUGUGGUUUCAACACUCACUAGAAUGGAGGGGAUAAAAUUCACAGUAUCCAAACAGUGGUUCUGAAUGUGGGCUCUUCCUGCCCCUCUUUGGCUCUCUCAGAAUCCCAGAAUUCCUUUGGGAUCACAGAAUAUUCUGAGUUGGAAGUUCAUGGCGAGGGGCAGACUGGAAAGGCAAAAAAACCCUCAUCCCAAAACCUGCUUAGGAAUUAAACAUUCCUGAAAUCCUCUUACUGUAAGGUACUUGCUACUCUUUAAGGCCAACAAAGCAUUUGAGUCUCAUGGAGGAAAUGAAUAUUCUUGGAAGUUUCUUCCUGUAAAACAUUAGUGACACUGAGCCCAAUGAAACAUUCCUGACCACCUUUGAGAUCUGAAGUGAUAACAAAUCUCUGGUGAGGAGGUUUCUGAAUGCUGUAGUUUGCAUUUAUCUGCUGCUGUACAGAGUCUCUCAGUUGUUCCAGGAGGUUGGUGAGGUGCUUCAGGCAGCACUCUGCUCCUAAUUUAUGUGGGCUAAAGUCAGAGAUUGGCUGGCUUUGGUUCUGCCAAUGUUGUUUAAACUGGUCUAGAAAAGAUGAAGUAUUCUGUUACCAUACAACUGUAUUAAGCAUGGCCUAAGUAUUAGGUGUUUGUUCUGUAUAGUAUGUUCCAUCAACUAUUUAUUCCCAGUGCUUUAAACUCCAAACACCCAUUUAAAAUGCAGUCAUUGGGCAGAUGCUCCUUUUCUCAAUACAGGCUGAGAGAUUCUCUAUUGGAGGUUUAGGAUACAAUUUUGCUAACAGGUAAAAAAAACAUGUAAAUAUGUACGAAUUCUAUUUGUUGCACAUAACUUUUUUGGUAUAAAAAACAAAACAAAACAACAAAAAUAAAUGUAGGAAUUACCUGUGGA
Corvus hawaiiensis (hawaiian crow) is the source of this 4456-nucleotide messenger RNA. RefSeq names its product vitamin K epoxide reductase complex subunit 1 like 1 (gene VKORC1L1). The transcript has 3 exons. The coding region runs from base 20 to 550 and encodes 176 amino acids. The record is from RefSeq and is a predicted model, not a curated record. NCBI's taxonomy places the organism in Eukaryota, Metazoa, Chordata, Aves, Passeriformes, Corvidae. Gene Ontology annotation, biological process: vitamin K metabolic process; peptidyl-glutamic acid carboxylation. Gene Ontology annotation, molecular function: vitamin-K-epoxide reductase (warfarin-sensitive) activity.